Messenger RNA from Prorocentrum cordatum, 1026 nucleotides. Lineage: Eukaryota; Dinophyceae; Prorocentrales; Prorocentraceae. The record is from the annotation of a GenBank genome assembly.
AUGGAGCUGGAGGCCGUUCGGCGGUGCUUCGCGUCCUACGUGGGCGACGCCGAGCUGGCCGACCGCCUGGAGGCGAUCGUGCCCGCGCUCACGGCCUUGCUGCGGGGAGUGGCCCCCGAGCAGGAGGAUGCAGUGCGGAGGAAUGUGGCUCUCCACGCCGACGCCCCUGGGGUCAGGGUUGCGUCGGCGUGUGGCCUCACCCUGCGGCGGCUCCAGCGGUCCGCCAGGCUGGAGGCGAGGCGAGAGCGCAAGUUCGAGUGCCACGUGGAGGCUUGCGAGGCGGAGGCGCUGCCGCAGCUCGGCCGAGUUGUGGCCCUGCGCACGGCGUUGCGGUCGGCUGCGAGGCCCUUCGCCCCAGCUGGGGUUGACCCCGUUGCCGGCGGCGGCGGUACCCAGGUGAUGCAGGCCCAGGUCGACGUCGAUGAGUGCGACGAGGCGCGGCAGCAGCUUAACAUGGAGUUCGAUCUGGCUGGGCGCGCCCGCGUUGGGCGUGGCGCCCGCAUCGGCGAUUGCUACGUGCCUUCCCCUCUCUUCCCUGGGGUGUCGGAGGUUGACUGCGUGGUGGACUUCGUGCAGGCCGCGGGCGCUAUGGCGGCGCCGCCGCGCGCUGCUGGCGAGUGCUCCGACUCCGACGGCGUGAUCCUCGACGGCGAGGCCGACGUGGCCACCGCUUGCUCGGUUGGGGAGCAGCCAGCCGCCGAACCUGCUGAACAUGUUGCUGCCGCCGCCGCCGCGUACCUCGACGCCUUCCCGCAGGCCCUCUUCCGUGGGGGCGGCGGCGCCAGGGCUCGUGGCGAGGUCGCGGCUCGUGAUUGGUGGCGUGCGAGGGCGGCCGUUGCCCGCGCUUGGCUCACAGCGGAUGCCGCGACGGUGCAGGCGCCCUCGGAUGAAGGAGCGAGCGUUGGAGGUACUGCAGGCGGGGCGCCGCUGCCUCCAGGCUUGGAUUCGAGGAGUGGUUGGAGCAGCGUGGUUAGUGCUCCUGGUGAGACGCCAUCUCCCUGCGUGUUCGGAAUGCCUUCUGAGUGA